Eimeria maxima is the source of this 261-nucleotide messenger RNA. RefSeq lists its product as hypothetical. NCBI's taxonomy places the organism in Eukaryota, Apicomplexa, Conoidasida, Eucoccidiorida, Eimeriidae. The record is from RefSeq and is a predicted model, not a curated record. The transcript has 2 exons. Bases 1 to 261 code for a protein of 86 amino acids.
AUGGAAGAGGUUUCAGACUCUGAGGAGGCCCCACAGAAGACAGGGGUGCACCCUGAUGUAGAGUCCACUAGGGACGAAGUCAAAGAGACGCAGCAAGCAGAACACGAGCUCUUGGAAAGAGGCACAGAAGGGGCGGGAGCGCCCGCUAACCCGUUUGGCGAGGGUGUAAAGCGGCUAUGGUGGCGAGAGGCUGGUGAGGCCGCAGAGUUUGAUAGACUUGUUUCGUCGAUCGCUCAAAGAAUGGAGUGGUAUCUUCAGUAA